AUGCUACUUUUUUCGAGUCAGCAUCUGCGCAAGAUUGGGGAGUUGUUUGCCUUUAAAUUUAAUAGUACAGCCAGCUCCAUGUACUUUGUUCUCGAGGUAUAGUGAAGAGUCAAAUGUAUAGUUGUUCUCGUUGUUCCAAUUUCAGCGUUUUUAAUUAUUGUACGUGGUUUUAGAAAUGCUGCUGGACCAAUAGAACAUCUGAUGUAAUGGUUUCGUUUCAAUUUCUUUAGCCAAGUCAUCUAAUCUUUCCCCCUAAGGUUUGCCGCUCAUUUUCUUGCUCCUCACGGUCAACUUUCUAUCGAACACGGGCACCUCCCAAAAUCGACGAACACUUUCAGAGUUAGAGACCUUCAUGGCGGUAAGGCAGAAAAUCCAUACUGAAGUUGUUGUUAAAUGGUAAUUUAGAUCCUAGAGAUUAUCCGCGGUGAUUUCACUGCAUUUGAUGCAUUCUCAUUAUUCAAAACGCCCUACAAGUCUUGACUUUCAUUUCCAUCUGGAAUUCCAGAUGCCAUAUGAGCAAGCAAAAGCCACAUUAAAUGCUUGAUUCAGUCCCUGUCGUUCUUCGGUUAUUUUGUUUUCGACUCGCUAUAACGGUGCCGGACACUUUUCUAAGACUGACACAUUGUGCACCUAACAAUUGUGCCCGUCUUUGAGGGAGUUGACCCUUAGUCAAAAAGCUGUUAACCUUACCAUUGAGUGUUAACGUCCACAUAUGUACCCUUAUGUCUGUCUUAAAUUAACCUGGGGAAUUUCAGAGACUAUCUUUAGUUUGCAGCAGCCCAGAAUGUACAUAAAACCGGACGAAAGGGCUUUCCCUUAAGUUCGUGGUUUAGUACUUAUUAACAGCUUUCUCCCUUUUUGGAAUGCAAACAAUAAAUGGUGUAUCCUCAUGUGCCAUGAUAUAGGUCAAACGUGGAGUACAAAACACUGAAUUAUUACAAGGAAGAGUGAUUAACCUUGGCAUUCUAUGCCACGAAUCCGGGGGACAUCAAUAUCACGGCUGCAUACAGAUCAAAUUAAAGGGAAAGUUAACGUGUGAGUGAUCAAGGAUUGCCAUUGUUGUGUUAAUUACUGUUGUGAAAGAUAAAGUCGAAGUUUGGUCGCUAGGUAACUAGUGAGGUAAAAGUGCAAUAAAACCGUCUUAAUUUGAGAAGAAUGUGUUCGCAAUGUUGAAAUAAGUUAGUCAGGGGUAUAUGUUCUUGGGCGUAUAGUACCAUGUGCAAAUAGGUUAAGAAAGGCGUGGUGUCUCUGCAUGAAUAGGGGGUGAAAGCCACUAAAAGACAAACAGUUUGAUAAUCAGGAUAAUACCAAUAAGUGGAGCGUGCUCUUUGGGUGAAAGUUCUUGGUGAUAUAUAUAGUUAAGACUAUUUAUUAAAGCAAGUUUAGGGCCCGUUAAAGAUGCCGGGGAAGGGCAAAAAUCAUAAUUGAACUUUUUCCUUUUUUAUUUUAACAAGGUCCCGUGAUGGUACCCAAUUUACAACCGUCUUCAUCGGCGAUGCCAAAGAACACAUCUAUCAGAGCGGUGUGGAAGUCUUCUAAAAUCGGUCUUACAACCUCAAUAAUUGUUUUUGCAUCCUCGACAGGGUCGAACUCUUCAAAACCUAUUCCUACAACCUGGAUUAUAGUUUCUGCAAACUCGACUGGAAUUCACCCAACCUCAACGGUAUUCCGUCCAACUUUGAUAGCUACGCAGACUAUUCCCAACUCUUCACAGACCAUUUUGGUAGGCCAAGCCCGGAUUUUCUCUACUAGUACUUCACCGACAAUAUUCAAACUCGCUUUUACUCGGUCUGUAGUAUCGCUGUCGUCUGAAAAUCACCCAAACUCGAAAGUGAAUCAUCCAGCCUCGAUAGAUACGCGGAUUAUGUCCAGCACUUUACACACCAGUUUGAUAUUCCACACUAUUACUCGCCCCAGAGUCUUGCACCAGUCGACAUUUGUUUUGCCUUCAAAUGUAAGUUAUCCAAAGGAUUUUCUCCGUUCACCCUUCAGAACGCUCCAUGCUCUUAAAUGGAUUGCUAGGCCCGUCCUCAGACUUUUCAACUGGUUAAAUUCCAGAACCUUUCUUAAGAGGGUUUUUUUUUUAAAUCAAAGAUUUGCGGUUAUCCUCAAUUUCCUUCAGAUAAGGAAAUCACCUGACGUCCAACUCCAUCACUUGAUAAAGAUUCCGUGAUGGAAUAGAAAGCUUGUGUAUGCUUAUAAGUUUUCAUCCCGAGAUUUCAGAUCUCGUUGCCCUAAAUAUCAUUGCCAGGAUUACGUAACUCUCUCUCUUCGCAAAUAUUCAGUCAGGGAAAUUUCUGUAUUGAUAAAAAUGAGGUUUCUCCUGAUUCACAGGAGUCGAAAAAGAUCUAACCUAAUUCACUCCAAAUGGCGGCCAAAGCAAAAAAACCUACCAAUGCAAACGUUUUGUCUAAGAGGUUUUUUGAUGGUAACACCAUUCGGAUGACACAAACGAAAGAAAUAGUCUAGCCAUAAUUUGAUCUGGCGCCAUAACUUGGCCUGAAUUGUAGCUAACCACCCUGUUAAUGUAUAAUUGUGAAGAUACCCUCUGACAACUUGUCUCCCAAAUGAUCGCUUAGCAAGAUUGUAAAUUCUAGCCUACGAAUGAGAGGUUAUGGAAGGUUUUGGACAUCAUAACCAUUUACAAACUAGUUUUUCAUUCCAUGAAUUAAGGAGAAGAGAAAAUAAAGACAUUUGCUUAGUUGGUUUAAAAUUUAAGUGGACAUCCAAUGAACACCACAGUUGGCACAGUCGUUAGCUCAUAACGAAAUAGACACUCAUAAGACUAGCCUAGUUUAGACUAAAUAGAGAAGCUCUUUUUCUUACAGUAAGCCUGGGAUCCGUUGCAAUUUUUUUUUCUUCUAGGUUCAUUUACGUCCCAGCCCAAACGUGGAGGGCGAUGCAAAAGGCAGUUCAUCGUCUCUGGAUUUUAUUACAGGCAUCUCAAUAUCCUUUUCUCUAGCAGUUGUGAUGAUUGGGAUCAUUGGGCUCAUAUUUUAUUUGCGCUACUUUAGAGGGUAAAAAUUUGUUACAUUAAUCCAGUGAUAUAUAUUUUACUAUUCUAUUAUCGUAACGUUUCCAAAGCAGUGCGGGUUUACCCAAUUUGUGCAGAGAUACAUUGUAGUAUAUGGAAAGCUAAAAUAUAUUAAUUUGAGAUUUUUGCGCGAAGGGGAAUUUCUUUUUGACAAUCUCAACCAUAGCUUACCAACGCUCGACAAUUUGACAUUCUAAGCGUUCCUAGAUAGGGUCUUAAAUCUUGUUAGAAAUACAGGGUUGUUCCGUAGGAUCUUUUUUUUCAUUUGAAGAUUUUUUGAAAAAAAAAAAAAAAAAAAUCUUAAUUUGUGCAAAAUCGACUUCAAAGUAAUUUUGUCCUUUUUAACAUUUUAUUUUCUUAGAGAGUGGCACCAUGAACAGAAGGAUCAUCGGGUAAGGUGAUUAUAUUCCUGCGCAAUAAUAUACAACAACAACAACAAAAUAGAUAAUCACAUAUCACUGUCUACAUAUUAUCCCAAAGACGUCUCCCUGUGAUUAACUAUCAUCUUCUUAGUACAUGACCCAGGUCACCUUGUGACCAUGGUGGACUUUGGCAUCUGUGGAUCACUAAUUAAUAAAUAUUACGGGACAGAGAAGUUUCUGCCUCAUGGAUUCCGUUGACCUAAAACGCCAGUGCCCUCUGAUCAAGGAGCUGUAAGACUGAAUCUUUAAAUUAAGCUCCUUUUAUUUGUGUCUAUUUGACAGAAUACCGUUAUGAUGAGCGUACAUAGAAACUCAGCUUUCCAAGAGGAUGAUGACAAUGAGAACAACUCGCUUGCCAUUAGAGCAAACGUAAUGGGUAAGUAAACACAUUAAACAAUCACUGUGUAACUGAUCUGGGCAAUUGUAAAAUAUGUCAUAAACUUUGGAUCUGGGUCAAUUAAUUACACUACCGGUACUUUUGCUUUUGAUGCAUCUAAAAAACUGGGAAACCACGCCCUCUGAUUUUUUUUUAAAAGAAUGCCUUAUUUAUAACCAAUUUUAUAACCAAUACAAAAUUUUCCCUCCAAAUAUCCAAUAAGGUAGAUUUCCACUGUCGCGUACUUUUUACGUGCGCAUACGCACGUAAAUUUUACGCGCGUAAAUAAAAUAGAGGCAAUGUAUGGAAGGUUACGCGUAAACGUUGAAAUCUCGCUCAACUUUAACGUUUACGCAUGGCCUUUCAAGGAUGGCGUAUAUUUCAUUUACGCACUUAAAUUUUACGCGACAUUGCAUGGAAAUCAACCCAUACGGUCAUUUGCAAUUGAUUUCUCUGCCCUAUUAAUAAUCAUUUCUAUAAUCUAUCGCUUUCUAUUUUUUAAUCUAAUAUUGUAAGUACGACUGUUUGCACCUUUUUAUUUUUCUUUCCCCGUUACUUGUAGUUUUCUGUAAAUGUCUAUGCAAGUUGCACAAGGCAGUAAAAAACUUGAAAGGCAAAGCUUCUUUGGUCUCUGGACACAUUGUACCUUUAACCAUUUACGCAUUUUUUUUUUUUUUGGGGGUUCUUGCAAUAUACUGUAAUGCAUGAAGUUACAUCUUGUAAUACUGCAAAACAUUAUAACGCUGAAUGCGCAUGAUAUAGCAAUUGCUAUGCCAGUGAGGCAUAACUGCGUCGCUGUCGAUAGACAAUAUCCAGAGCAAAGUGAAAUCAAUAGGGAGCUUAAGCAACGACGACGGCUACGAAAACGUCACUUAAAAAGUGAAUUUGCGCUACUUCAAAAAAUAAAGCGCUUAUUCCAUUUCAUUCAGUUCGUCAGAUGCUAACAAUUUUUUGUGGAGUUGCAUUCCAAAAGACUGUAUCGAAGUUCAGGAAAAUAAAAAAAGUCGUCUUGUGUUCACGUUCUCCACAAAACGUGAAAGUAGGCAUUUUCACGUCGUAGUCGUGCAGUGACGCCGAAAAAAAUGUAAGGUCAUAGACGGCGAGUAAAUGGAGCCAAGCAGUAGCUCGAAAAUACCGCUAAAAUGUUCGUUUCGAGCCGGCAGCCAGCACGGCACUUAUUAGAAGUCCAACCAUUCUCCAGAUUCGCGUUCGAAUUUGUAAACUUGGUAAAACACUGAUGUCUGUCUUCGACUAUCAUUAAUAUUUUAAAACAAGUAGUCGCCAGGGUGACUUUAAAUUUUCAGUUAAAAUCGAGUCAGUGUAAUCCCUUGGCACUUUACUUUUGUAAUUGACUGAAUAACACUUUGAAAUAUACAAUCACAUAUGUUCAGAGUGAAACACUUCUUAAUUCCACAUUUGUUUCCCUUGUAGGCACAAUUUCCAGCCGACAAAUUUCGCAGGUACGUCUUUAAAGUCAAUAAAAUAGCAAUAAUUAAAUAUAGUAUUGAUCUUGAUCAUCUGUCACGUUGCUGAUCUGAUUUUAUGUUGCUCAUUAUUCUGUGAAGUUGGCACCCUAUUAUUUAUAGGGAAGACUCUGGGAAUACUUCCUCGUUCUCACGGUCCACCAGUUGUCUGCUGUUAGUGAGAAGAAAGUGAAAUCACAAGUUUUUCAAUUCAGCCUGUUUUCAAUGUCAUGCCACAAGGGGGAUCGGCUAAGUCAGUCAAGACCAGGAUAUAAGCUGGUUGUUCUUGUUCUUCCUACUUGUUUAUUUACUGUUUUUAUUCUUUUAUUUAUUUAUUAUUAUUAUUUUUCUACCCCCACAGUCUUCACCCGACGAAACUGAUGUUGGAUACAUGAUGAUGAAAGAACCCUCUUGCACCGAGAGAACUUAUGAUUACGCUUACGCAAAUCCUGUACAAGUAACAAACUCUUUAAUCUUGAUCUUGUUUUAUUCAUUUAUCUAUUUGCUUAUUUAUUUCUUUUUUCUACCGUUCACAGUCUUUUCCCGAGGAAACUGACGUUGGAUACAUGAUGAUGAAAUAACCCUCUUGCCCGAGAGAACUUGUGAUUACGCUCACGCAAACCCUGCACAAAUAACAAAUUCUUUUUAAAAUUUUGACCUUGUUCUGUUCAUUUAACUCUUUGCUUAAUUAUUUAUUUUCUCUACCGUCCACAGUCCUUUUCUGCGGAAACUGACACUGGAUAUGUGAUGAUGAAUGGAGCUUCUUGCCCCGAGAGAACUUAUGAUUACGCUUACGCAAAUCCUGUAGAAAUGACAUCUCCUUCUUUAAUCUCAAGUCAAGUCAAGUCAAUCUUUAUUUAAACACGGUAAAAUCCAUCAGGAAUUUAAAAAAUUAAAAAUAACCUAACUAUCCUAAACAAAAUUCAAAACCUGACUACAACUAAUCUAACUAAAACCUGUUUUUCAUGAAUGCCGUGUAUAACAUUAAAAGUGAACAUUAACUAAUCUUUUAAAUUGACUAAGAGAUUCGGCUUCUCUCACAUGACAGGGUAGGCUGUUCCAGAGAACUGCUCCGCUAUAAGUAAAGCUGUUUUUCAUGAAAUUAGUUCGCGGAAAUGGGACAAAUAGUUUGUUAACAGAGUCCCUCAGGGAGUAACGCGUUUCAUUUCGUUUAACAAACUUAGAUGAUAAAUAUUCAGGAACAAGGCCAUUUAAAGACUUGUAUACCAUUAUGGAUUUCUGUAUUUGAAAUUGAGUGCUCAAGUCUUUCCAAUCGAGUUGUCUAAUCAAACGGUUAGCAUCAGCAUCAUAGCUAGAGAAGGUUAAAACGCGAGCGGCACGGUUCUGAAGCUUCUGUAGCCUGUCAAAUAAUGUUUUACCACAAUUACCCCAGACAAGAUUGCAAUAAUCGAAAUGAGAUUGAAUUAGUGAGUUGUAUAUAUAGUGAAGGGUAGGUGGAGGGACAAAAGGUCUAAUUCUUUUUAUUGCUCCAAUUCCGGAAGCGACCUUUUAGAUAAUUUAUCAAUGUGUGAUUGCCACCGUAGAUUUUCAUCAAUAAAUAUUCCAAGCGAUUUGACAGAGGAAACGUGUUCUAUCGGAACAUUAUUAAUCGAGAGCUCAAGUGGGUUCGACAAAGUACUCAAUUUUUGUCUGGAGCCAAUUAGCAUGAAUUCAGUUUUAGAAGUGUUCAAAGUAAGUUUAUUGGAAAUAAGCCAUUUGUUUAGGUUAUCUAAAUCGUGACUCAGAGUUAACUGUAUUGAAUUCACAUCAACGCCAGCAUAAGUAAUGUGGGUGUCAUCGGCAUACAUUCUAGGCUGGCACGAAGUAAGGCAGUUUGGCAAGUCAUUAAUAUAAAUAAGAAAUAAAAGGGGCCAAGGAUUGUUCCUUGCGGUACCCCACAUUUAAGAGAGAGCAGAUUCUAGAAAGAGAACCGUUAACAAGACAUCGUUGUGUACGAUUAGUUAAAUACGACCUAAACCAAUCAAGAGCUGUACCUUGUAUUCCGUAAAGGUUCAUUUUAGCUAGAAGGAUAUCGUGGUCAACGGUGUCGAAAGCCUUUUUAAAUCGAGGAAAACCACAGCAUUAACAUUGCCACGAUCAAUAUUAAAGGCCCAAUUAUCCGUAGCUUCCAGAAGGGCAGUUGCAGUUGAGUGUAACGAGCGAAAACCCGAUUGAUGAUUAGAAAUGAUAUCUUCAUUGGUCAAAAAGUUAUACAACUGAUCAUAAACAAUCCUUUCAAACACUUUAGCUAUAACGGAAAUGACUGAAAUAGGUCGAUAAUUAUUCAGAUCAGAUGGCUCACCUUCCUUGAACAACGGAGUAACUCUAGCACAUUUCAAUCAUCAGGAAAUAUACCAGAGACUAAAGAUUUAUUAAAGAGAUCACAUAGUGAAACUGAAAUAAGAUCAGCACAUUCACGUACAAUUUUAGCAGAAAUAUUAUCAAGACCAGUUGCUUUAGAUCUACAUAAUUUGUUUAGAUGUGAGAAAACAAUGCUGCAGUUAGUCGAGGAGAAGCUGAAAUUGUUGUUAUUUACCUUUAUAUUAUUGAUAUAACUUGAAUUAUUUUCAGCAGUUAGAGGUAUUUCAUUAGCAAGUCUGGGCCCAAUUGUUGAAAAAUGGUCAUUAAAAGCAUCAGAAAGCUCACUAGAAUUAGAGAUAAUGGUAUCAUUCAAUUUCAGUUCUUUCACCGUUGUAUUAUUCACACGACGGGAUGUAAGCUCAUUAAAGGUUUGCCACGUUUUUCGAGGAUUACCCUUAGAUUGAAUAAAUGCAUUAGAAUAAUAAGAUGCUUUAGAAAUUUUGAUGUCAUUGUUUAUUAUAUUUCACAACUUUUUGUACCUUUUCCAAUCGUGUGGAUCAUUCGAUGUAAUUGCUUUUCUUUUGGCAGCAUCACGAUCACGCAUGCCUUUCUUUAAUUCUGAAUUGAUCCAGGGUGCUUUAUUUGUUCUAGUACGUCUAGUUCGGAGUGGCGCAUGAAUAUUAACAAUAUCCAAAAACUUCGUUUUCCAGUCAGUCCACAAAACAUUUGGAUCUUCAGAAACAUUACAGGACCAGUCUUGCUGAGCGAUAUCGUUACGAAAACUCUCCCUAUUAAAAUUUUGGAAAUUUCUAUAAGAAAUGGUUGAGUGCCCUUUUGAAGGAAAAGUGAGAGAUAAUUUCCUAUAAACGUAAAUAAGGCUAUGAUCGCUGAUACCAAUAUGAGAGACUCCGGAACAGACUACCCUGUCAGUAUAGUUUGUAUAAAUUAAAUCGAUUAAUGUUGAAGAGGAUUCCGUUAUGCGAGUAGGUUGAGUUAUAAGCUGUUGAAGCCCAAAUAAAUCAGAAAUUUCACAUAAGCGUCGAGUAUUUAAAUCAUAUUGUGCAGAGGCCAGGUUACAGUUUAAAUCACCUAGCAGAUAAUAUUCUAGGCCGAGGGAAUCUAAUUUCUCAAGAAAUGAUUCGUAAUGUAAAAAUAAAUCAAUUGAGGAGCAAGGAGGUCUGUACCAAGUGGCUAUCAGAAAUGGCCUGGAGUUUGGUUUCCGAAUCUCUAUACAUAAAUUUUCAAGACUGGGUGCAUUCAAAUCAGAGCGAACUCCAAAAUUAAUCGAGGUUUUUAUAAAAACCUACUCCUCCUCCUUGUCUGUUUCUAUCACGACGAAUAAAUUCAUAGCCUGGUAUUUGGACCUCACAACUAUUGAUAGAGUCAUCAAGUUUAGUUUCAUUAAUUGAGAGAAUAUCAAUGGAGCGAUCGGCAAGGAGAAUUCUUAGUUCAUCAAUAUGCUUUGUAAGACUAUUAAUGUUUAAACCUGCAAUUUUAAAACCACGACCAGAAGGAAGAAAAUCAGAGAGAAUUGUACUUUCAAAUGAAUCAACGUUUUGAUUAGGAAUACCUGAUGAUACGUCACUCGGUUGAGAAGCUAGCGUGGGCGUCUCCUGUUGCGAGCUGGAGAGGGAAGGUUUCCCAGUUCCAUCAGAAGCUUUACCAGUUGUUGGAUAGCUGAGGACUGAAAACCCUUAAGAGACUGAUUAUACUUGCCAGAACCAGAUCUUAAAAACUUAAUAAAUUGCACGGCCAGCAAUGACGAACCUUUGGCAUUCAGAUGAAGUCUACUACCAUUUAAUGCUGAGGCGUCAAUAACCGAAUUAUCAAUAUAAGUAAAGUUAUCAUCUACUGCUGUGAGCUUGACCCUCUCAUUAACUUCAAUGCGUUUAGCAUCGACGUUGAUAUCUUCUCUGUAGACUAUACCCGAGAGACCAAUGCUUGAGUUAGGAAACUUGCUCUUCACCUUCAAUACAAGGCUCUUGAUAUCGGCGACACAUGAAUCGGCAGACUCCGAUGGAAGAUUGUUGGUGCCAGUAUGGAUGAUGACGUGAGAAGGAUCCGCGGAUGCAACAGCGAUGUUGUCAACAGCUUCAGCUAUUUCAGCAGUGGUUUUCCCGGGAUAAGAGAAUUUAUGUACAUGUCUUUGCGAAAGCUUUUUUGGAUCAAUGUGUUUUAUCAUUGAGUCACCAAUAAGCACUAUGGGUCUUGUCUUUCCGACUUCACCGCUUUUGGAGUUAUUUGCACUAACUCGAGAGGUAUUUGCGUGCGCUCCAGACUGAUGCAGUGGCAUCUCAGAGGAUACUUGACUCGAAGGAGAAGAGACAAGUAAGGCCUGAUAGCGGUUAUGACUAGUUGGAAUUGAAUCAAAUGCCCGGCUCGCUUCAGAUGAAUCAACAUGUGAAUGUUGCUGUUGCUGUUGUUGGCGACUUUCUUCGUUAUUUGCAGUAUAGUUGUCCUCAUUUCUCACUUGGAAUUGUACCUCACUUCUAAGGGGCUCAAAUCUGUUCUCAGUUUCUAUAUUGCAGGCCGCCAACGGCCGCUGGAUAUGUUUAUCAUUCACACUUUUCCCAAGUGUGCCCACCUGGGACCAACAAUCACAUAUCUUUUGUUGGCGGCAUUCGCCCUCGCUUCUUUCUUGCAUAAUGAUCUUCAUUGCCAGCUUAAGAGAAUCAUUUUCUUGUUGCAAGGACAAAACUUGGCUCUCAUAGGAAAAACACUUUUCCUCCAACACCUCAAUUUCAUUAUCUUUUUUAGAUAAUGUCGAUAACACCUUCUCAUACCUCUCUUUGUAAUCGAGGAGCUCGGCGCUAAAAGCGGUUUCUUGUAAUUUGCAUUUCGUCGACAGAAGGCUUGUAUUUGCUUCAACCUUUUUCUGAAGAAUUAGUAAAUCCAGUUUUAAGCCCUCAAUAUCAGCACUGAUAACCGAGUUCGAUCGCUCUUGAAUACUGUUCUCAAGUCCGGCGUCGGCGGCCGAAGCUAGUCGAUUACUGCAGAUGCCAUUGGCUUCUUGCGAAGGCGGAAUUUCUUGCUCGGUUGUUGAAGCAUCCGAGACAGGCGUAUCAGCUUCUGUUCCCUGUUUAUUUUGAAUAAACUUGACCAACUUGUCCUUUAAGGAGGGACCAUCUCGACCUUGGAAACAAAGGGUUAGCUGUUUCUUAUUAUACCAGUUGAUGACGAGAUUAUUGUUAGAACUUUUGAAUUGCUUUACGUUUCCUCCGGGCGACGACCACUUUCCUUGUAGUUUCAAGCCAUUUUCCACAAAAUUCUUUAACGAUUCAAGGUUAUUCGUCCACGUUAAUCGUUCCCCGUUUAGCUUAAGGGAUUGUAAUUCGCACCAUUUAAGGUUAAGCUGGUAAGACUCGGUAUCUUUCGUCAAAACGGGACCAGAAGGUUCACGUCCGUCCGCCAUGGUUCACGUCAAAAACCCGCAAGCAAAUUUAAUCAGUUUUUAGCUUGUAAACCAUAUCGACGUUAAUUCUGUAAACCAUAUCGACGUUAAUUCUGGAUCAAUCUCGCGGAGCACAAGAACGGUGUGCGUUCCCGCUGAUGCUUCUGCUAAUCAACAAUCACCAUCUGUUGAAGUCAGGUCACCAGCCAUUUAUAUUGAUAAAAAUUACGAAGACACGAAGAAUAUUAAUGCAAAGAACAGCUUAUUUACUGAAGGUAAAAACGAUUGCGUUAAGGAUGAAUGUUAUCGAAUGGACGAAUAUAGUGAUUUGUCUCUAGCAAUUUUCUUUCUCUUUUUUGGUACCUAAACAAUUUCUAUAGGAUAUCCUCGAACAAUCACUAAGUAAAACGGAAUUCCUCGUCACUAGUGUCACCGACCUAUGUACUAGGUAACUUGUUAAAUCUUCUAAAUAAAGAUUUGAAAACAAAGAUCACAAAUGUUUAAAGAAAAGGACUGCUGAACUCUAAAUAUUUUUGCCUUGUAGGGACCGAAUCCAGCCCAAUUUCACAGGUACACUUUAAUAAAUAGAUAAUAUAAAGAAUAAAAUUGCACCUAUUAUUAUUCUAACGGGAUGUUUGGUGUAUAGCUUAUACCUUCUAAUGAUGCUACAUAUUGAGACUAUAUCGUGUGUGUAAUUAUGUGUAAUGGGAGCAACAAAUUUUGAAAAGUUGAAAUUCUGCUACUUUUUGAAAAUAUACUGUGCCUCUACCCUAUUCAGACUGGGCAUUUUUGGGCUUCUUGGAACCGGCCUCAGAGACACACUCCCUUUCACUUUAAAACUUUAAAUAUACUUGUAUCAUGGCCACGGUCACGUUGAGGUCAUUUUUUAAAAUUAUAGGAAAGUUUACUGGCUGGAUCUAUCUUUUCCAAUUACUUACACCAAGGAUAUAUAAAAUUAUAAAUUUAGCUGACGUUUUGACACCUUUACCAGAUUCAAAUUUAUCCUUUUCUUCAGAAAAGUUGCUUAUUUAGUUACAUUUCCUGAUCCAAAUAAGACGAGUGGAGCAUAACAGUCUUCUUUCGAUCGUCCACAGUCUUGUCCUGAGAAACCUGAGACUGGAUACAUGACGAUGGAAGGAUCUCCUUGCUCCAGUAGUGCUUACGAUUACGCUUACGCGAAAACUUCAAAACUCACUAGACGAAUAUUGGUUUCCCGGGCAGGAAUGAAGUGCGAUAAAAUCUCCACUGGAUACUUCGGUGAAAAUAGGUCAAGAAAUCAACAACAAUCACCAUCUGAUGAAUUCAGAUCAUCUGCAAUUUACACCGAUAAAGAUUACAAGAAUGCAGAAGACACCUAUGUGAAGAACAGUUUAUCUUAUCAAAGAGCAAACGACGAACGUUUGCUGGUGGAUUGUGGAGCUUCUUCUCUGUCAUAUGAAAACUUCCCCGGUAGCAGCUCGGGACACUUUUCAGAGGAGAGAACAGAUCCUGAGAAGUAUGUUGAAAUGGGAAAGAGAAGAGGAGUGCGGUUUGCGGAGAGUGAAGAUAAAAAUGGUCGCAAUGGCUUAUCCAAAGAAGAAGAAGAAGAAGAAGAAGGCCCUGGAAAUCUGGUUCUCGUGGAAACUGGGAAGCUCAGAUCAUCUGCAAGUUCCCCUGAUAAACAUUACGAGAACAUAAGUGCAAAGAAUAAUUCAUCUAAUGAAGGUGAAAACGAGGAGAGUUUGCGGCUAGAUUGUAGAGUUUGUGGUUUGUCUUAUGAAAACCUAUCUGGUAGCAACACAAGCCAUUUUUCAGCGGAGAGAACCAAUCCUGAGGAGUAUGUCGAAAUGGGUAAGAGAAGAAGCGUGCAGCUUGCAGAUAGUCGGGGUCAACCUGGUCUUCAUGGUUUCCCUUGCCGACAUUGAAGAAGAGGGUCCUGAAUAUCUAAUGCUAAUCGGAAGUGGGAACUAAUUAAAGUGAGUUUUAAACUGACUUUUCAGUUUUGUCAUAUUUGUCUUUCUAUUGUGUAAGUCCAAGGCGAAACCAAACGAAAGCUGCGUCAAAAUAAAUUUGCAACUUGAGCCCUUGUAAUGAGAAAAAUGGUGAGAAAAUGGACGAGAAGGACGACGAUGACGGUGCUGAAAGAUGAUGGCGAUGAUAAUAAUUCUCGAGUGCCUGAUAAGACUGACAUACUGUACCACAGUUACUGUAACAUUAUAUAUUGGAAAAAUCACAAAAACCAACAAACAGUCCUCUGCGUCAUAUUAUUCUGAUUUGCAACGACACUGCGUUUUUUUAAACAAAAGUGAGGAAAAAGAAGUGAGGAAGUUCUUUAGAUAUCUGUUUAAGGAGCAUGAGUACACGGCGUGCCUUAACUAUAACUUUUAAAAUUAAAGUUAUUGACAUUUUUGGAAUGAUGUAUAACAACUUUAGUCGAUAAUUUAAUAAUUUGAUCUGGGAUACAAGCCCACUCCAACUAAGCCUCCACUCUUACAAUGUCCAACUACGUGUUCUUGUUGUGUUUGCGGGAUAAUGGCUAACAUAUAGUUCAGCCAGGUAUUGAUCUUUACAAAGGCUUUUUUUUUUUUUUUUUUUUAUUAGGGGGCGGCGUGGCCAAAUGGUUAGCGCAUCGGACUCGCAAUGCGGCAGUCCCUGGUGCGAGUCCCGCUCUGGCCGCACUGUAAUUUUCAGGGAGUUAUAAUAACUCCUCUAGUGGGGCUAAUUUAACUCCUUACAGUGGAGUUAUUUUUCGUGGAGUUAUUUUAACUCCAAAAAGGAGUUUAAAGAACUCUUUUUCAGGAGUAAAAGUGACCACAGAUUUUGAGGAGUUAAAAUAACCCCAAAAAAGGAGUUAUCCUGUACCUAAAAUUUUUACUCCACUUUCAGAGUUAAAUUAACUCCAAAAAGAGUGAAAACAACCCCUGUAAGGAGUACAAGUAACCCCAUUUCGGAGUAAUUUUAACUCCAAGACUGGGAGUGAAAAGAACUCUUUUUCAGGAGUAAAAAUGACCCCAAAUUCGGAGUUAAAUUAGGAGUUAAAAUAACCCCCAAAAAGGGGUUAUCCUGUACCUAAAAUUUUUACUCCAUUUUUGGAGUUAUAAUAACUCCCUAAAAAUUACGGUGCACUUGCUGGAUUUGUUCUCGGUCGACCCGAGUUCAAAUUCACGGCCACGCUUGUAAAAAGCCAACUGGUUGCCUCCUGCCAGUUGGAGGUUUUAAUUCCGUUAUGUUGUAUUUGAAUUAUUUGUUUUCAAGUAUUUGAGUGGAGUGCCCGUAAACUAGCUGGAUAGCUGCACUUUUCACUAUAUAAACAAGUCUUAAAACUUUUUGGCGCUUGGUAGUCCAGAAAACAAAUAAUAAAAAUAAGUUCAUCACACAAACUAAUGCCAAAUCUUAUGUAUGUACUUAUAACGGGUUAUUCUUUUCAAUAAAUGGAAGAGCAGGUCACAGGAUCGAGGUCAUUAAUGAGAAUAAUGACCAAUUGGUUCUACACAACGGGAAGGUGCAUUGAAUCUGGUAAUGCCACCGCUCCUUGACCUUCUCAGAAAUAGUAGGGACUUUUAAGAUCCAACGACGCGGACGGCGACGAAAACGUAAAAAAAAAAAACCAAUAGGUUUUAUAACCAAAACAACAACUCUGCACGUGCAUCACGCUCGUUUGUACAUUUCUUUACCCGUUUUUGCACGACUACGACGUUCUCUGUGCAGUCGCGUCGUUGAAUCUUAAAGUCCCUAAUACCCUUCAACCGCGCGCUCGGUCCUUUAACGAGCGAGCGAGUCCCACCAGACGUCCCGGCCGGCAGCAUACGCCAGGCAGAACCUAGGCAUUAUCUAAUACAUACGCUAUGUUUUCGGGGAGGACUGGGCGAAGUCACCGCCGUCCCAAAAAGUCAAAUAAAUGUGAACAGCGAACACGAAGUGAUUUUAGCACGUCUUAGUCCUAUUUUGUCAGGAGCAAAAUAGAGAGGCAUUCAAUUGUGACAAGAAAUUUUGGAAAGACCCUCUAUUCGCAUUUCGGUGAACCCUUGCGAACCAGUUUUUCCAAAAAGAAGGCAAAGAACUAGUCGAUCGUAACAACCUUGCGAUGCUUGACCUAAUAAGGGAACUUGUACUUCGAAAUGCAUCAAAUUCUAUAGUGUUUCCAAUGCUUCCGAAAGAAUAGCCAGCCUUAAAAUGUCAAUGCUUUGAGAUGAAUUUGGUCAAGAAGCACAAAACGCGCUGCCAAACUGGUCAAGAACAGGUAAUUGUUUAAUAACUGGUCAAUUGCCAUGCGAAAUUACAUACAGAUACGUUUUUACGAGUUACUUAAGGAUGUUAUAUCUUCUCAACAAACAGAACAAGACUACCCUCACGAAAACAUGUUUUCGAAGCGAAACAAAUCAAAUGAAGUAAACAGGUACGAAAAAAGGAGCAUUUAAUAUGUUCUUUUCUUAUGAAUGACACGUAGCUAAAAAGUACCUCGUGCAUGGAACCCUUAACAAUGACAAUUAAUUUUAAGGGCUAGAAUUGGUUAUUAGAGCAAAAACUCGUCAUUUAAGAAUUGGUCAAUUGCCAUGCGAAAUUACAUGCAGAUACGUUUUUACGAGUUACCUAAGGAUGUUAUAUCUUCUCAACAAACAGGAAAAGACUAAUUAAUAGGGAGUUAAUAGGGAGUCAAAAAAGAAUAAAUUAAUUCCUUGCUUUUGUCUUACAAAAUUCAAUAACAUUCACGUCUCAAUAUUCAAUCCCCCAUUUCCACUUAUCAUUGAACCUCUUGAAGGGAACUGACAACAAUCCAAUAAAGUGUCAAUCUGAAAUAAAAUUCAAGCACCUACGGCAUAACGAUUUUUGGAUACAAGAACAUUCCACUGUACGCAAAAAAUCAUUGCUGUUGCUGAACAAUAUAUCGAUAUUGCAAUUAAAAAGUUUUGUCUUAAGUUCUCUAAUUCUAAAAUAUCCGCUUUUUAGUAGGAACGUAUUUUUUUUUGUGUGGAAAAAUGAAAACCCUUGCCAUAAAUGUUUUGGUCAAGUAGGCUUAAAAUGCACUUAAAGCGACCCUUAAUGCUUAAGAAGAGGGUGACAUACCUAAAAUGGAAAUUGUUUUCAUAUAUUGAUGUGAAUGAGUGGCUAGUUGCUACGUAAAAUGCUUAAGACUCCUUAAUAUUGCAACAAAUAUAUUUUUCGAGUGUAGCCACAAAUACAUGUCAACACAAUCUCUAGAACUAUUCGUUUCGACAUUUCUGAGAUGGCUUGCUAUUUCCGGCCAGAUUUGCUUUAGAAAGUGUCAGCACAAUCUAAUAGAAAUUUGAAAUGUACAUUUUCUCGCUACAGAGAAAACAGAUACGUCUCUAUGUACGGAUACUGGAAAAAAAGCUAAAAAACCUGGCUAAAAAACUCGACGUUCAAGAAUAGUCAACUUAAUGAUACCGAAUGAAAUGAUGUUAACGAUAUUGAUUUCAUCAGUUCUUGUGUUCCACAUUUUCGUUGGUUAUGCGUUGGAAGACGUUUAUGUUAUUAACAGAAACUCUGGGCCAAAGGACCGGGUCUGGAAUGGCAAAGACUCUUUUGAAAUUCCACCAUCGAAAUGUGAUCCAUUAACAGCCUCAAUAGCAGAUGAAUGCGAACUAUUUCGAGCAGAUGCGCCGGGGAGCGACAUGCCAAAAUGUUCUUGUCCGUGUCCUGCUGGCAGACCUACGUUCGCUUUCCUUGAGAAUCAGUGGGCGUGUUUGGACAAUCAGUUUAUACGAGUCUUACAAGGUACGAAGAUGAAGUAAUUAUCAAAAUCAUAUUGGAACACUUUAUUUGGAGUUCGACCAUGGGCAUAAUUAUAGUUCGCAUUUGAUGCAUAAUAUCUUUAAUUACUAAUUGAUCAGAUUUGAAAUUUCGGUUAAGCAAUAACAGCGUUGGUGCAAAAGGUCACAAAAAGACUAAGGACAAAGUUAGAAUUGUGAUAAUAUUUAGUGUCUGAGCAUUUACUAGCCGUGCUCUACGUGCCUACAGGCACACGCAUACGCAUCAUAUUUUCUACCUAAAAAUAGGUACAGGUACAGGUUAACUCUCAUAGUUACGAGGUAUACGUAUUCAUACGUACUAAAUAUUGCUUUUCGUUGCUCAUUACAUAACAGACUGCAACCACACAAGCUAUUUUUUGAAUGAGCCAACGAAUCCAAGUGAGUUAUGGGCGUUACAAACCUCUGUCUCAGUGUCAACCAAUAUUCCGAAUAAUGGCCUACAAAGCUGUGAGGUGUUGCCAAAUUCUUCUUGGUAUCUUGGGUGCAAUGGGACGCGAGUGAAGUCACCUCUCUAUCAAAGGAAGAUGAACGACCUGUUUGCAUUAAUCAAUCACUUUGGUGAUGAUGUGUUCAACUAUGUCUCUCUAGAGGUACGAAAAUGUCUUUUAUAUCGAUAUGUCAGAACAGGUGAGGUCAGAAACCAUCACGAGAAAGUUGACGGCUCCAUCCUUGUAUAUUCUCAGUAAAAACAAAAACAAAAGAAAUGAUAAUUUCGGUGUGAAUAUAUUUUGCAAGGGGUACUUAUACAGGAGAGUGAUUUUACGCCUGCGUUUGAAGGCAUACUGAGUAUUUGCACGUGGUUAUCCGAGCCAAUAAAAGCAGAACUUUUUUGGCAAAAAAGGCAGUACCUUCUUGCUCAGUUAUAUUAGGAUUCAAUGUCACGCCAUCAAAAAAAAAAAAGGAAAAGAAAAAGAAAAAAAAUCAAACCAUUCGAAAAUAAAUUAAUAUAGAUAAAUAUAGAUUCACAUGCGGUUUUCCAUACAGUAUGAGAUGCUCUACGGAAUGUUUUACCCAGACAAUUGAGCUUUCUGUGGAAAGGCCAUGUAGGGAAACAGUGUUCAAGAUUACAAGUUCCAUGCCUUAACUUGGAUUAAACGGAAAAUGAGUUGAAGGAAUAGGAUGGACUGACGUUGUGAAGAAGCGCCGAGCCAAGAUAAUGAACUAAAAGUUACAAAUGUGCAAAUUGAAAUCUCAACAUUUCUCAAUACAUUUCCUUCACAGGUUAGAGGUGGUGUCCUAAACGCACAUUUGCUUGAGGGGAAAAUUAUCAACCUUGCUAUACGAUGCAACCAAUCAAACAGCAAUGCCCAGUUUCACAGCUGCCUGAUGUUUAAAUUAAAGGGGCAACAAAUAUGUAAGUUUUUUCCUCAGUGGAUAUCCGUUUUUCACUAUUCAAUGGUUAUGAUGAUCUCUAAGCCGCCGUAAAAGCAUUGAGAUUUGUUCACGCUUUUUUUUUAAAUUAUCUGACAGUUAUUGCCGGAUUGCGCGUAAAAUGCAGCUAUGAACACUGAUGCUGGCCACAUGAUAUCUUAAAUUUUCAGAGGCAAUCAAAGACUAAUUGUAUAUGUUUUUCAUCAGGUCCUGAGCCAGAACCUAAGCUAUACACCCGCACCACUAGAAGUCCCGGAAAUCCAAACCGAAAUUCUCCUAACGACGUAAACACAUCUUCGUCACCUGGCAACGUAAGUAUAGGGGAAAAAGCGAUGUCAGUGGUACUGCCCCCUUUUGUUCACAUGAUUUGAAAUAGCCUCGCGGAUGAACUGACAACCCCUAGGCAGUGGGUUCUUAAUAACAGCAAUAACAGUUAACAACAAAAAUCCAGAUUUUUAGUGUGUUUAGGGUGGCUGUGAGUAAAACGCGGGGCCAGGGUCGGGGUCUAUUUUUUUUGGGGGGGGGGAUAAACCCUAACCCUAACCCUAACCCAAACCUUAAAACAGCAUUCUUUAGAAAAAAGACCAUCAAAAUAUAUGAAGUAGGAGUUUCAGCCAAAACUGCGAAGGGAUAUUUUAAAAUUUUCGAGGAACAAGUCUUUCGACUCCAGAGCAAGGUUUUGAACCAUUUAUAGUGCUUUUAAAACUAAAAAGUACUCUUUAAAGAAUAGCACGAUUGGCAAUCGGCUUUUGUUUUUUUUUCAAAAAAAAAACGAAACACUGGAAUCACCUGUCCCAAAAAUUCAAACUGUUGUCUUGGCUAUCUCAGGCAGCAAUUUGUUAUUGAUAUUCCACAACAAUGUCACAGCUGAAUUUUGACCGACUUUUAGUUACCGAGUUCUGCUCCAACGAUUUUUCUGAAAUUUUCGUAGCAUAUUUAUUAUAUCAAAAGCCGAUACAAGAAAUUGCAGUACAAAAUAUCAGCGAUUUUCUUUGAACAGUGGGGUCCUUUUAAGCGCUAAUUUGCCCCCAAAAUAUUUACCAUCAAUGAAAUCGGAAUAUUGCAUAUCAUUGCCGAAUGAUUUCUGUUGUUCUUUCGAAAGUUUCGCAGCCAUCGCGUUGAAAACAAAAAAAGUUUUGACGGAAAGCCAGUCAUAGCUCAAUGCUUCUGUAUUAAUGACGGAGCCACCUUAAUAUUGUUCGGUGUCUUUUCAAUCUUUUUAAUCACGUCACUUGGUGAUUUCACCUGUCUUUAACACCAGGAAACUACCCCCCCCCCCACCCACAAAAGAAAAAAAAGAAAAAAAAAAUUGUGAGUUGCAAAAGGCCUUUUCCAAUUUUUGUCGAGAGCAUUUUAAAACAAAUUAAAUUGGGGAUUAAGUUUGCAAAACCAAGGAGUGACAAUAGGUUUGAUACACCUAUAAUAAUGAGUAAUUUCUCACUAUAACCGUACCAUUACUGCGUCGUUAGGUUCACUCUCGUCCCAGCCCAGGCCAUGAAGGCAUCUUAGACGGUAGAGGGAUCAUAGCAGUCAUAGCAGCCGUCAUUGUCUCCAUUGCAGUUCUCAUUGCGAUUACCGUCUGCUUAUUGUUUUAUCGCCAUCGGCAGCGAUCAAAGUAGGUAAAACUUGACAGUAAUAAAUGAGUGUGACAUGGCCAAAUGUUUUACUUUUAGUAGGUCUGUUUGCAGUCUUCGGAUAUUGGGCUGAGACAAAUGAUGGCUGAGGGUACCUUCACACGGGACUUUGAACGGCAAGGGCUAACUUAAAAAGUUGGUUAACUGCGUGUGAACGAAACACCCUAACGCACCGAUUUUCAACCGGCGCCUUAAUUGUAAACGCAGCCUGAGUUGAGCCACGUCCCGAGUGGACUUCGUCUAUUAAUUGAUCAUUAACGUGGGAAACACGUGGAAGAAGCUUGCGGGGAGAUGGUUAAACAAGCGAACAAACGUAACUCAUAAAAAUAAAAAAAAUAAUUUAAAAACGUUCUCUGCUUAUCUUUCACCUUACAGAAAGCGAGAGCGUGACAAUAAUCUCUUUGAAGGUAACUUUCUAUUUAUACACAUGCAUUUUAAUACAAAGAUAAACUAUGGCAAUCCCUCCAUGUUUGGCUAACGUACCCAUAUUCUAGCUAUAGGGUCUUAGAGAGCGAGUAAAUCGAGCCAAGCAGUAGCUCGAAAAUAGAGCUGCCAUUAUACAAUAAGAAAAUUAAAAUGUCAACCACUAAAAUGUUCCUUUCGAACUGGCAGGCAGCUCUGUUUUUUUUAAAAUCUUACUUCGGCACUUCUUUGAAGUCUAAACAUUCUCCAGGUUCAAGAUCGAAUUUGUAAACUUGGUAAAACAGUGAUGUCACUAUCAUUAAUAUUUUUAAAUAAACUUUAAAUUUUCAGUUAAAAUCGAGUUGCAAUCUCUUGGCACUUUACUUUUGUAAGUGACUUUAAAAAGCAGCAAACUGAAUAAAACUUUGAAAUAUACAAUCACAUACGUACAGAAUGAAACACCUCUUAAUUCCCCAUUUAUUUGCUCUUGUAGUCACAAUCUCCAGCCGACAAAUUUUGCAG
Molecule: messenger RNA, 20666 nt
Organism: Porites lobata
Lineage: Eukaryota; Metazoa; Cnidaria; Anthozoa; Scleractinia; Poritidae
Source: the annotation of a GenBank genome assembly